Molecule: messenger RNA, 254 nt
Organism: Closterium sp. Naga37s-1
Lineage: Eukaryota; Viridiplantae; Streptophyta; Zygnematophyceae; Desmidiales; Closteriaceae
Source: the annotation of a GenBank genome assembly
AUGAGUUUGGUAUCGUCAGUCUCGCCCCUCCCUCCUCUCCUUUUCCGUCCGCCCAUUCAGACGACGCUUUGGCGGCCCGCGCCUUUGAAAUGCCCGCCCAUUCGUGUGCUCAGUAUCGCCACGUCAUUCAGCCGAGAUGUGACGCGUGAAGCUGCCACACGCAACGCUCGAGGCCUGUGCAUAGCAGCAGGACGACCAGACACGCCUGUUGUUCAGGGCCCACACCACCGCUCUCAACCGCACCAUCCCCAGAA